CCGCCCCCAACUCGCAAGCUGUCGAGGAGAUUGUGACAAGCCUCGGGUAAUAUGGGCAAGGGGAAGCUUAAGGUACCUCUCAGGUACGGUAGCACUGGCUACCUAGUCGAGGGUAGGUAGCAAUGGGACGGACGGGAAGGAUAUAUAGCAUCCCCAUCCAGGUCAUCGGGUCUCUUUGUUCAGUUUGUUCAGAAGAACACCAACUCAAGUUGACACCACACUCUUUUGUGCUUGUAUAUACCUCCCGGCCCGGCUCGUACGGGUCUCUCCUCCCUCCCCUGUUUCUCUAGUCCCCUCCUCUCUUCACUUUUACGACUAACGUAACUUUGUAAGUGAGAGAAAACCAGGACAGACUUCAAAAUGAAGGCAUCCAUCCUCCUCUCCGGAGCCCUCGUCUCCCUCGCCGCGGCCGCGAUCCCCUCAGGCCCGGCAAAGACCUACGCAGCAUGCCAAAAGAAAACCGACAACUCCUUCGAAGGCUGCCCCCCAGACACACUCUUCGUCUCCAAAACCUCCAAACACGCAAACUUCACAACCAUCCAAGACGCCAUCGCCUCCCUCCCCCACGACACAACAGCCCACACAAUCCUCAUCGCGCCGGGCAUCUACAUAGAACAACUCAACGUAACCCGCCCGGGCCCCCUAACCCUCCUCGGCAUGACCGACUCCCCCAGCAGCGGACUCUCGUAUUCUUCCGUGGGCAACGCCACGGCAGGCAACGCCCAAAACGAAGUCCAGGUCCUCUUCAACGCGACGAACCACAACGUCCGCUUCCCAGACAACGCCUACACCAGCGUCCUCUCCGUCGGGCCCACGCUCAACGCCACCCUCGCCGGAUCCGGACCCACGGGCUUCCCCGUGCCGGCCGACACCCCCUUCGGGUGCGCCGACUUCCGCGCGUACAAUAUCGACUUCCGCAACGACGAGUACCCGUACUCCAACGGCCCCGCGCACGCCGUCGGUGUGAGCAGGGCGAAUGCCGGGUUCUACUCGUGCGGUUUGUACGGAUGGCAGGAUACGCUGUACGUUGGGAAGUUGGGCAACGCGUACUUUUACGAUAAUGUGAUUGCCGGCCAGACGGAUUUCUUGUACGGGUUCGGAACGGCGUAUAUUGAAAAGUCGACGCUGUCGCUGAGGAACUGCGGUGGUGGUAUCACUGCUUGGAAGGGAACAAACACAACCUUUGAAAACAAGUACGGCGUCUACAUCUCAGACUCCCAAGUCCUCGCCGCCAACGCCUCCGUCGCGCCCACCAUCCGCGGCGCCUGCGCCCUCGGCCGCCCCUGGAACGCGCAGCACCGCUCCAUCUUCAUGCAGUCCUUCUUUGACGCCUCCGUCAAGCCCCAGGGCUACAUUGAGUGGCAGGCGACGGACCCGCGCUUCAACAACUACACGUUCAUGGCCGUGUACGACGACCGCGGACCCGGCUGGACGCCUGAGCAGAUGAAGGCGAGCAAUGUCACGAUUGUGCUGGACGACAAGGGCGCGGCGCCGUAUAGGGAGCCCAAGGAUGUGUUUCAGAAGCCCGAGGGGGAGUUUGGGUUUGUGAGCUGGGUUGAUCAGAGUGUGUUGAGGGCGUGAGGUGGUGUUGUUCGUUUCUGGUGGUGAAGAAGGAUGGUUAGGGGGUAUGUUGGAGUCAGUAAGGAAUAAGAGCUGAGCAAAUGAGGAUUAAUCUCAGAACUAGACUACAACAGAGAAGAAAAAAAAGCAACUCCCUUCCUCUCA
Molecule: messenger RNA, 1725 nt
Organism: Colletotrichum phormii
Lineage: Eukaryota; Fungi; Ascomycota; Sordariomycetes; Glomerellales; Glomerellaceae
Product: pectinesterase
Exons: 2
Coding region: 361-1581 (406 amino acids)
Biological process (GO): cell wall modification; pectin catabolic process
Molecular function (GO): pectinesterase activity
Source: RefSeq, a predicted model, not a curated record